Messenger RNA from Daphnia pulicaria, 572 nucleotides. Its product is annotated as adhesive plaque matrix protein-like. The transcript is spliced from 2 exons. The record is from RefSeq and is a predicted model, not a curated record. The coding region runs from base 79 to 483 and encodes 134 amino acids. NCBI's taxonomy places the organism in Eukaryota, Metazoa, Arthropoda, Branchiopoda, Diplostraca, Daphniidae.
UAUAAAAUAUACCAGACAUCAGCGGAAAAGCAUCAGUUAUUCAUUCAUCCUUUGUACAAGAACAUAAUCUAAAACAAGAUGAAGGUCUUUUUAAUCAUCGCCGUUUUAAUUGCAGCCGUUGUUGCUGACCAAGCACCCUAUUAUCAGCAGCCUAGCUACUACCCCGAAUACAAGCCAGAGCAGUACAAGCCGGAGUAUAAGCCGGAGUACAAGCCCGAAUACAAGCCCAAAUACAAGCCAGAGUACAAGCCGGAAUAUCCAAAUCAAAAGCCGUUCUACGCCGAACCAGCUUACAAGCCCACUUACCCAGAGUAUAAGCCAGCUUAUACCGAGCACAAACCGGCUUACCAUGAACCAACGUAUGCCCACCCGGCCCCAGCCUACAAACCUGCAUACAGGCCUGCGUAUCCGGAAUACAGACCGACUUACUCGUCUCCACCACAGUAUCCUUCUUACGCCCCAACUUAUCCUGUCAAAUACUAAAACGAAAGAUUUGCCUACACUUGAUUCACCGUAAAUUUGUCUGUGAUGAAUUUAACUUUUCGUUUCAAUAAAUGUUCUUUGUAUUGCGA